UUGACAUUGCUAUUUGCUAUGAAUUAAAUGAAUAUCAGCUAUUUAAAUUUUAUUACCUACUUAAUUGUUUCUAAUUUGGUCACAUAAAACAUUUGACUAACUAAAAUUGAAAUACUUAUAAUUUAUAAACGUGAAAUUUGGAACUUUUUUAAAAUUAUACUCAAGUGUAAGCACAGUGACUGUAGUACCUAGUGAAAAUAUGAAUUCGGCUUUGUUUUGAAUCUCUCCCAUCAGUCUACAAACAUGCUUACACCACGCUUCAAGCUUGAUCAGGAUGAAAACCACGUUUUUAUCACGAUUCAUGCUCCUUACACGAAUAUAGGAGAAACCGAGGUCGAUGUGGACGGGGACAGCUUCUUGUUUGUGUCUAGCCCCUAUUUCCUCAGACUUAAACUUCCUGGACGAAUCGUUGAAAAUGACCGCUCUAAGGGAUCGUACGUAUGUGAUUCCGGUGACUUUAAUCUGAGUUUUGAUAAAGAAACACCAGGAGAGGAAUUUGUAAACUUGGAUAUGAUAACAAGUCUCCUUUCCCCUCGGGAUAUACCACACGUAAAUCCAGACCUAGUGGAAAUGCUCGAGAAUGAUGGAAUAGUUAUAGAAGAUGACACUGGUGGAGAAGGUAUUUGUAAUGAGUUUUCCUAUGGAUUUGCUUGUAAACUAACAACAGAAUUUAAAAAUAUUGGCACAGAAUUUCCACAGAUAUUUGAAUUACGAGUACCUGAACAAGUUAGUCUUGAAGAGCGUCAUAGUUUACGGCAACAGUAUGAAGAUCAUAAAUUUUCCUCAGAUCACUACUUUGCUGAUCUGUUUGAUGAUGAGCUCCUAGCGCCAUACCUGUCAGUUACAUUACCAUGGGACACUCCAGAGUUUAAUAAAGACGAAGAUUUCUCAGAAGAUGAAAUAAGUAUAUUAAAAGAAUUGCCCAAUAAACAUUAUGUAUUGACUAAAACUGAACAUAAGCAAGUAUUUUUCAGUCUUAUUGAUAUUUUGUAUGGAUUUUGCUACGACAGACGAUCUACUCUAAACGAAAGUACCGUGGAGUCCAGUUGGACAAUCAACAAACUAUCUUCAACACUUAGUUGGUUCUGUGUUUUUAACGAAAUGAAAGAAGUCUUGGUUGCCUGCUAUAGAAGAGCGUUGACAUAUCCAAUGUUCAGAAACUUUGAACUCUGUAAUAAAGUGAAAAAUGAUGUUGUCUCAUUGUUGAGAAAAGGCAAGAAGUUCACAGUAAAAUGUAUGAUAAAUAUACAUCAAAUGUUUAAUGCUAGUAAUGACGCAAGAUACAUAUUAAAUCAAUUAUACAUCAAGGAUUAUUUAAUAUUCCUGCAGAUGUGUAGAGCGGAGGAAUUCACUGAGCUUGGUAAUAAUGUAGCUAAUAUUGAAAUAUGCAAAAAGGAUCUGGAUCUGGAUUUGGAAGAAUUGGAGGCUGCGGCGGUAAUGGUAAAACAAGAGGAAUCACAAGUAAUGGAAAAUGAGGUGGCUUUAAAAAUGGCAUCUAUGUCUCUUUUGCCUGGAUUAAAGAAGAAUGAACUGGUUUUUACCGAUUCCAGUGACACAUCAACUGAUUCAAGCUCUGAUUCCUCUGAAGAUUCUCCAGAUUUAGAUUCUGAUGAUGAUUCUUUCUGACAUGAUACUGUUCUGGGCGAAAUGGGCUUGUAAGUCCUGAUUGCUCAGAAGCGCUACACUGAUAUUAUGUGGAAAGUCCUCUUUCUGUAGACUGUGUUAUUAGGAAUAUAUCAUUAAUAUGCUUCUUAAAAACUUUGUAUCAUUUGUUGUUAUUAUGUGGAAAUCCACUGAUAUUAAAGAUGUUAUAAACAAUGAUCUAUCAGAUUAUAGUUGCUCAGUUGUCAACAGCACACUUAGAUACAGCCUCAAAAUAUAUGAAGAAACAUAUUGUGAUGAAGUGAUUUUGUGAAAUUGCUAAGUUUAAUUAAUAAUUUUAGUGAAAUAAUAUAGUAACAAACUACUUAAUAUUAUAUAUAAGAAAAAAAAAAUAGAUUUUCUUAAAUGAUUCUAGUAUUGAAAAUAUUCACUGUUAGAAAGCUACGAAGCUAGCUAUUUAUUCGUUCUGGAUCAUAUUUGCCUAUACAAAUAAUUUUAGGUAAGUGAUGAAACUAAUAAUUAACUACAAUUAGUUUAGAUAUAGAUCGAAUUCUAUAUAUGACAUAGUGUGAUAGCCGAUGUCAAGGCAAACUAUUAAGUGAAUACUUAGAUUAUUUUAAUAUGUUAAAUAUUGCGGAAUUAAGUUAAAAAUGUGUUGCAACAAAUUUUUCACACGAACAUCUGUGCUAACAUGUGUUUUGCCCACAAAAACAUCUCUUAGAUUAUUUUGAUCCUUUACAAUUCUCUCUUCUUUCUCGUUCUCAUUGGGUUAUAUUAUAUGACCCCGAUUGAAGAAACUAUAUCAGGUGAAGGUAAUACUAUGUUAUAUUCUUAUCGAUGUAUGUAUUUCUUCAUUCAAUACUCAAAGCAAAUUAAAUAGUCUCUGAACUAUUUGCUGCAUAUUGUGAAAUGAAGAAAUUAUUAAAGGAAAAAUAAUUGUUUAUUUAUACUAAAUCAAAAUUUCUUAGUUAAAUUCCUAAAUCUCAAAUAAGUGUAAUAUUAUCUAAACUGCAAAAUACCACAUUAAGUAAUUUGCGACAUGCUAUAUAAGAACCUCACUAUCCCAAACAAACAUAUUAAAUAGUUCUAAUCACCUUAUUCUAUCUUGUCAUUUCUUCAAGGUAUAUAUUGUAGUACUUCAUGUAAGUAGAAAAUUGUACUACAGUGUUUACAAUUGUAAUACAGUGUUGUUAUAAAAUACACACACAGACCUACACAUACUAUUAAAUUUGCAUAUUAUUAAAUUGACAAUUAUUGGGGUUGAGCAGGUCUUUCAUCUGUAGAGUAGAUCCUGUAGAUUGAACAAUAUAUACAUAAUAGGUACUUUUUCAAACUUGUAAGGAUGUAGUCAUUUGGUGAAUGAGCUAUUGUUAUUAUUAAUUUUAAGUUUUUAAAGUUAGUUUUUCCAUUUUAUUUCAUUUUUAAUGCGAACAGAAGAAUGCUAAAAAAUAUAUAACCUAUUUAUACCUAAUAGGUAUCUUGUCAUUUGUCAACUAUCGACAUUGUAUAAAUCUAGGUAUUUGAUGAUAUAAUUUUAAAUGGUAAUGAGCACGGACUAGUAAAAAAAGAAGGACUGCAGUGUGAAGUGAAGCACCGUUAUGCUACUGUGUAUUUUGUUGCGACGCAAACUGAUCUGUCACAAACGAUGGCAAAUCUUAUAAUGGCGGCCGAUCGGCUUGUAUUAGUGUAAGUGACUGCGUGGGGCAAUGUAUUUACACGUUUAUCGGCUUGUUUUGGUGCCGCACUGUUAUGAAAGCUGACACGGAGUCCUUAUUUUUUCACUCGUACGUGGCUAAUGAGCUAUUUUAUAUCAUUAAUUUUAAGUUUUUUUUUUAUGGUAACAGGUUAUUUCGCUUUCCUUGUACACUAUAUGGCUAUAGCGUAGGUACCUACCGGCAUUUAUAUACCUAGUCUAACUACCGUAAACAGUCCAAGAAAAUAAAAAAUAUAACAUCC
Leptidea sinapis is the source of this 3558-nucleotide messenger RNA. RefSeq names its product protein SHQ1 homolog. The coding region runs from base 244 to 1626 and encodes 460 amino acids. NCBI's taxonomy places the organism in Eukaryota, Metazoa, Arthropoda, Insecta, Lepidoptera, Pieridae. The record is from RefSeq and is a predicted model, not a curated record. Gene Ontology annotation, biological process: box H/ACA snoRNP assembly. The transcript has a single exon. Gene Ontology annotation, cellular component: cytoplasm; nucleoplasm.